Messenger RNA from Arachis duranensis, 1538 nucleotides. RefSeq names its product serine carboxypeptidase-like 13. NCBI's taxonomy places the organism in Eukaryota, Viridiplantae, Streptophyta, Magnoliopsida, Fabales, Fabaceae. The record is from RefSeq and is a predicted model, not a curated record. Gene Ontology annotation, biological process: proteolysis; secondary metabolic process. Gene Ontology annotation, molecular function: serine-type carboxypeptidase activity; acyltransferase activity, transferring groups other than amino-acyl groups.
CUGUUUCUAUGUUCCUAAUUAUCCAUAUUGUUCAAAUUAUUUUUCGAAUCUAAUAUUUGAUCAACGACCAAUCUUGUAUCUUUUGUAAUUAGAAUAAUUGUCAAAAUUCAGAUUUUGUUACAAUCAAUAAUAUAUAGUAAUUUAAUUAAUUGUAUAAAACCUCCAUUAAAAUCCGUAGUGGGGCAUCAAGUUAUAAAAUAUGUAUAAAUAAGAAAAAAGCAUGGAAUGUUGAUGAUGUGUAGAGAUCGAAGGAGGCAUGGGUUGGAGAUGUUGGUGUGUGGUUCUGGUUGUUGUUCUUCUUCAACCCCUCAUAGAUUCUGCUUCUGCGAGCUCCAUUGUUAAGAACCUACCGGGUUAUGACGCCCAUCUUCCAUUCAACCUUGAAACCGGAAACUUGAGCUGAACCCAUACUCUUGGACCCAUAUGUUGAACAUGUUAUACAUAGAUAUCCCAGUGGGCACUGGAUUUUCUUACUCAAAAACGCAACAAGGUUACUAUAGUAGUGACACAUUAUGGGUUGACCAUACGUAUGCUUUUCUACAAAAGUGGUUUAUUGAUCAUCCAAAGUUCAACUCAAAUCCAUUUUACGUUGGUGGUGGCUCGUAUUCAGGAUCUCCUACUGCUCCUCUCGUUCAAAAAUUAUAUGAUGGUUACGUAGCAGGUCGUGUACCACGCAUUAAUAUCAAACAGGGUUAUGUGAUUGCAAGCCCAGCGGUGGAUGCAUAUGAGAGCGAGAACACGAAAGUGUUGUAUGCAUACCAGAUGUCUCUCAUACCAGAAUUACUCUAUCAGUCGAUAAAAGAACAUUGUGGUGGUAAUUAUGUAAAUAUUGAUCCAGAAGACACAAAGUGUGUUUCAGAUUAUGAAGCUUAUUCCGAGUUAAUUCGUUACAUAAAUCCACAACAAAUUUUGGAACCUUUGUGUGAAACGACACCUGGUAUGAAUCAUGGAAUUUUACAAUCCUCACUUCAACAUCCUUCAGAAUUUUGGUGUAGAAGUUAUUCUCACAUUCUUGUGAACACAUGGGCAAAUGAUCAAAGUGUGAGGAAAGCCUUGUACAUUAGAGAGGGAACUAAGGGAGAGUUCUUGAGAUGCAACAAGACUUUGGCAUAUAACGUCACUCUACUCAGCGUUGCAGGAUAUUAUCAAAAUUUGACCAAGGCCAACAUCCAAGCUCUAGUUUACUGUUCUGAUCUUGAUAUGUCGAUACCACACAUAGCUACACAAAAUUGGAUAAAGUCAUUAAAGCUUAGCAUAUAUGACAAGUGGCGUGCAUGGUUUGUUGAUGGUCAAGUGGCCGGAUUUACGGAAAUUUACAAAAUGAAAGAAGACCAUUACUUAACAUAUGUGUCAGUAAAGGGUGCUGGACAUGUAGCCCAGACAUUUAAACCCAAGGAAGUUUACCAUAUGAUAAAGAGGUGGUUUUCAUAUUCUCUUAUAUAAGAUUAUAUAUGCUUCCAUUAUUGAAAUCAAAUUUAAUAAGAGGAAAAACUUGAUUAUUGUUGUAUUUCAAUCAAUUGUGACACCAUUCAAGUAUC